This is a messenger RNA of Cherax quadricarinatus, 6239 nucleotides long. Its product is annotated as fibroin heavy chain. Lineage: Eukaryota; Metazoa; Arthropoda; Malacostraca; Decapoda; Parastacidae. The record is from RefSeq and is a predicted model, not a curated record.
UUGACACUUCCUCGGCAGAUCGCUUGCCGCACCAGGUUCCAGCAACGAGGUCUCAACAGCUUCUCACUUUACCUGGAAAGUUUUGUCAUCAUGCGUGUUGUGGGGGCGUGGGUGGUGGUAGUGGUGACAGCGUGGGCGGUGUUGGGUCUGAGCUCAGCCGCCAAGUUAGACCACUUGGGGAAGUCUGCAGAUUGCGACUGUGACCCAGACAGUGGUGGCCCGGGCAGCAAGACUCCGGUGGGCAGCUUCUUCGUAGCUCCGCUUCCUUCAGGAGGAACACACACCUCCUUCGCUGGAUUCGGUUCACCUUCUAAAUCAAAACCUGGAGGUGGAGUCCAGGGAGCGGCCUUCCAGACGUCGGUCGUUCACAGUGGGUCUGCACCGGGAGUUCCUGGCGGAGUUGGUCAGGGCACUGCUGGGUCGUCUUUGGGAGGUUCUUUCACAUCCUUCGCUGGAUUUAGAAAGGGAAGUGGAAGCCAUAGCUCCAGAGGCUCCUUCCAGUCUGGUUCCUACACCUCGUCACAAGGCACUGGUGUGGGCGGCGCGGUCACUGCGACCGCACAAGGGCCUCUGGCUGCAACUCGGUCGGGAGGUACAGGGAGUGGAUCCUCCUUUGGUGCGCAUGGAUCAUCGGCUGGCUUUUCCAAGCCUGCAAGUCCAUUUGGUGCUUCAGGUUCUCCUGGGAGCGCAGGAAGGCCUGGGACUGGUCAGGGUGCUCCUGGGUCGGUUUUGAGUGGUACUUUCACAUCUUUCGCCGGAGUUAAGAAAGACAGCGAAAGCCAUGGAACCAGUGGCUCUUUCCAUUCUGGCUCUUUCACCUCGUCACAAGGCACUAGUGGGGACAGUUCAGUCACUGGUGCUGCAACUCGCUCUGGAGGUACAGGGAGUGGAUCUCCCUUCGGUGCGCGUGGAGCAGCGGCUGGCCUUUCCAAACCUGCAAGUCCAUUUGGUGCUUCAGGUUCUCCUGGGAGUGCAGGAAGGCCUGGGGUUGGUCACGGUGCUCCUGGGUCUGCUUUCAGUGGUACUUUCACAUCCUUCGCCGGAGUUAAGAAAGGUAGCGGAAGUCCUGAAACCAGUGGCUCUUUCCACUCUGGCUCCUUUUCGUCACAAGGCACUGGGGUCAGUUCAGUCACUGGGGCCGCACAAGGGCCUCUGGCUGCAACUCGGUCUGGAGGUACAGGGAGUGGAUCCCCCUUCGGUGCGCAUGGAGCGGCGGCUGGCCUUUCCAAGCCUACAAGUUCAUUUGGUUCUUCUGGCUCUCCCGGUAGUGCAGGUAGUUCUGGAAGUAGUUUCUCGUCUCGUGGAAGUCCUGGAAGAGGGUCCACAACAUCUGGAAGUAGAUACUCUUCAUCCUCAUAUAAAACUUCGUCUGGUUCACCAGGAUCUGGAAAAUUCGAAAGUGGAACAUCUGGAAUAGGAGGAAGGCCUGGAAGUGGAUCUGGCUUUUCUGGAAGUGGGUUAUCAUCCUCUGUUGGUUUAAGAACUGGAUCCUCCAGCUCUGGAAUAGGAUCUUCUUUCGGUGCUCCUGGUUCUGGACUCGGAUCCUCAGCUAGUUCAACUCAUAGUUCUGGGAGCAAAUUUUCGUCUGAUACCACCCAUGGAUCUUUAUCAGCGGGACCCAGUACCAAGUUCUCAACUGGUGCUUUCACCAGCGAUCACAAACCAGGAUUUGGAGCACAGAGAACGGGAUUUGGAUCCCCUGGUUCUGGAACGAGUUUCCAGAGCUCCAGUAGUAAAUUUUCUUUCACUAAGGGUUCAGAAACUGGCUCUGGAAGUCCUGGUACCGGGUUCGGCGCUAGUACUGGAGCCGGUACUGGAGUCGGUUCAGGUAUUAGUACAGGUACAAGUUCCAGAUUCGGCGCUGGUGCUAGUUCCAGUACGGGUUCCGGUGCACGAUUUGGAGCCGGUGCUGGUUAUGGUGCUAGUGCGGGGGCUGGUUCUGGUACCGGAUUUGGUGCUGGAACUGGUGCUGGUACUGGUGUUGGAUUUGGGGCUGGCGUAAGUGCUGGUACUGGUACUGGUGCCGGAUACGGUACUGGUGCUAGUACUCGGGAUGGCUCUGGUACUGGUUCUGGUGCUGGGUUCGGUUCUGGUACUGGCUCUAGCUCCAUAUUCGGUGCUAGUUCUGGUACUGGUUCUAGGUUCGGUGCUGGAUUCGGUUCUGGUACUGGUGCUGGUACUGGUACUAGUUCUAAAUUCGGUGCUGGUGUAAGUACUGGUGCUUCAUUCGGUACUGGUUUUGGUACUGGAGCUAGUUCUAGCGUUGGUUUUGGUGGAGGUUCUCCUGCAGGCAUUGGUGCUGGUUCUGGCGCAGGAUUUGGAGCUCAUGGACCCGGUUCAAGUGGUUCUACAGGCCAUGUAAGUAAGUUCACUUCAACGAAGACUGGAGCCGGUUUUGGUGCUGGUACUGGUUCUAGUUUUGGUGCUGGUGCGGGUACUGGAGCUGGUACUGGUGCCGGUUCUAGGUUUGGUGCUGGUGCAGGCACUGGUGCUGGUUUUGGUGCUGGUACUGGGACUGGUACUGGUGCUGGUGCGGGUACUGGAGCUGGUACUGGUGCCGGUUCUAGGUUUGGUGCUGGUGCAGGCACUGGUGCUGGUUUUGGUGCUGGUACUGGGGCUGGUACUGGUGCUGGUUCUAGUUUUGGUGCUGGUGCAGGUACUGGAGCUGGCACUGGUGCUGGUACUGGUGCUGGUUCUGGUUUUGGUGCUGGUGCAGGUACUCGGGCUGGUACUGGUGCUGGUUCUGGUUAUGGUGUUGGUGCAGAUACUCGGGCUGGUACUGGUGCUGGGGCUGGCACUGGUACUGGCUCAAGUUUUGGUGCUGGUGCAGGUACUAGAGCUGGCACUGGUGCUGGUUUUGGCGCUGGUACUGGGACUGGCACUGGUGCUGGUUUUGGUGCUGGUACUGGUACCGGGGCUGGCACUGAUGCUGGUUCAAGUUUUGGUGCUGGGGCAGGCACUAGAGCUGGCACUGGUUUUGGCGCUGGUACUGGUUCUAGUUUUGGUGCUGGUGCAGGUACUAGGGCUGGCAAUGGUGCUAGUUCUAGUUAUGGUGCUGGUACUGGUUCUAGUUUUGGUGCUGGUACAGGUACUCGGGCUGGUACUGGUGCUAGUUUUGGCGCUGGUAUUGGGGCUGGCACUGGUGCUGGUUUUGGUGCUGGAACUGGUACCGGGGCUGGCGCUGGUGCUGGUUCUAGUUUUGGUGCUAGUGUAGGUACUCGAGCUGGUACUGGUUUUGGCGCUGGUACUGGGGCUGGCACUGGUGCUGGCUCUAGUUUUGGUGCUGGUGCUGGUGCAGGUACUCGGGCUGGUACUGGUACUGGUUUUGGUGCUGGUACUGGGGCUGGCAUUGGUGCUGGUUUUGGUACUGGUACUGGUACUGGUACCGGGGCUGGCACUGGUGCUGGUUCUAGUUUUGGUGCUGGUGCAGGUACUCGGGCUGGUACUGGUGCUGGUUUUGGUGCUGGUACUGGGGCUGGCACUGGUGCUGGUUUUGGUACUGGUACCGGGGCUGGCACUGGUACUGGUUCUAGUUAUGGUGCUGGUGCAGGUUCUCGGGCUGGUACUGGUGCUGGUUUUGGUGCUGGUACUGGGGCUGGCACUGGGGCUGGUUUUGGUACUGGUACCGGUGCUAGCACUGGUGCUGGUUCUAGUUUUGGUGCUGAUACAGGUACUCGAGCUGGUACUGGUGCUGGUACCGGGGCUGGCACUGGUACUAGUUCUAGUUAUGGUGCUGGUGCAGGUACUCGGGCUGGUACUGGUGCUGGUUUUGGUGCUGGUACUGGGGCUGGCACUGGGGCUGGUUUUGGUACUGGUACCGGUGCUGGCACUGGUGCUGGUUCUAGUUUUGGUGCUGAUGCAGGUACUCGAGCUGGUACUGGUGCUGGUACCGGGGCUGGCACUGGUGCUCGUUUUGGUGCUGGUACCGGGGCUGGCACUGGUGCUCGUUUUGGUGCUGGUACUGGUACUGGGGCUGGCAGUGGUGCUGGGUCCGGUUUUGGUGCUCGUGCAGGUACUAGGGCUGGCACUGGUUCUAGUUCUAGUUUUGGUGCUGGUACUGGUUCUAGUUUUGGUGCUGGUGCAGGUACUAGAGCUAGCACUGGUGAUGUUACUGGUUCUAGUCUUGGUGCUGGUGUAGGUACUGGGGCUGGCACUCGUGCUGGUUCUAGUUUUGGUGCUGGUGCAGGUACUGGGGCAGGUACUGGUGCCAGUUCUAGUUUUGGUGCUGGUACUGGUGCUGGCACUAGGGAUAGCAGUGGAUCUGGUUCUGGUGCCGAAUUUGCUUCCACCAGGACUGUUAGUGGUACUGGUGCUGGUUAUGGCUCUGGUUCUAGUACCGGCUCUAGGUUUGGUGCGGGUAUUGGAACUGGUUCUAGUUUUGGUACUGGUACAGGUGCUGGGGCUGGCACUACUGCCGGUUCUAGUUUUGGUACUGGUGCUGGCACUAGAGAUAGCAUUGGAUCUGUGUCGGGUGCCGGAUUUGGGACUCAUGGACCUGGUUCUAGUGGUUCUACUGGUCAUGUGAGGACCCAAUUAACUUCUACGAAGACUGGUACUACUUUUGGUGCUGGUACAGGUGCUGGUUCUAGUUUUGGUACUGGAGCUAUUGGUGCUGGUUCUGGCGCCGGAUUUGGAGCUCAUGGGCCCGGUUCCAGUGGUUCUACGACCCACGCAGGUAGUAAGUUUACUUUCACUAGGGUUGGUGCUGGUUCGGGUGCCGGAUUCGGGGCUCAUGGUCGGCCAAGUGGUUCUGGCGCUGCCACUGGUCCAAGUUAUGGUGCUGGUUCUGGUUCUGCUGCUGGUUCUGGCUCUGGUUUUACUUCUAGUGCUGGUUCUGGUUUUGGCUCUGGUGCCGGUACAGGUACUGGAGCUGGCUCUAGCUUUGGUGCUGGCACAGGUUCCGGUUCUAGUUUUGGUGCUGGUACAGGUGCUGGCCAUGGUGCUACUUUUGGUGCUGGUGCCGGUCAUGGUACUGGUUCUGGUGCUGAUGCUGGCUUUGGUACUGGUACUAGUUUUGGAGCCCAUGGAAGUCCUAGUGUAGUUGGUUCUAGAGGUUCUACUCAUGUAAGUAGUAAAUUCACAUCCACUGGGAGUGGUACUGGCUUUGGAACUCAUGGUGGUUCUGGUUUUGGUGGUGCUGGUACCGGUUCUGAUUCUGGUUUUGGUGGUGCUGGUAUUGGCUCUGGUUCUGGCACUGGUGGUGCUGGUACAGGUUUUGGCAGCCUUGGGGGUACUGGUAUUGGCUUUGGAUCCCAUGAUAGUGCUGGUUUUAGAGGCCAGGGUGGUGCUGGUACUGGCCUCGGUGGUACUGCUGGUACAGGUUUUGGUGCUGGUUCUAGCGGUGGUCUUGGAGGCGCUGGAGGCCAUGGAACCAGUGGUUUCAAAGGAGCAGCUGGCCAUUUCGUCAGCGGAUUCAGUGCUGGUGGUCCUGCGAACCGGAUAUCUGGUACAUCUCAGAGCCACUCUUCUUCUGGCUUCAGCAGUCAAGCCUUCUCUUCAUCAUUUGUGUCCUCUGGCUCCUUCACUUCCGGCGGAUCAGUGCACGCUGGCUUCUGCCCCAACCUGACCGACAAGUGCUCAAGCAAGCCUCUAAAGAACCCCAAGAAGUGCACUAAUGACGACUCUUGCGCCUCGACUGAGAAAUGUUGUUUCGACACCUGUCUCCUGUACGGCCCAACAGAACACUUCGUCUGCAAGCCUGCACUCACUAAGGCUCCUGGAUGGUAGCCUGUAGCGCGUCCGUGUGGCGGGGAUGAGGGAUGGUUAUGACAGUAUAAGUAACAAGCAGUAGGGACUUAUGUAGUGUAGUGGUGGCAGCUCGUAGCUACAGUUGCAGACUGGUGGCUGCUGGAGGAGUCUUUACGGUGAGAUGAUGGCCUUCGUAAAAAUAAUUGACAAAAUAUUGUCUUCUCUCUUUUUGGUGACCAGUGUUCCCACAAUGAAAUUAUACCCAGCGGGAUCGAGAUGAUGACGUUAGUGAUGGUUUCAAAUUACUUAAAGCAACAAAGGAAUAAGGAGUGUAUUUUAUAUUUAACGGUAAAUGAAAUAAAAAGCUCGCAUAGGCUAAGAGCUUGGCACUGUCAUUGUUUUUAUCUGUAAAGUGGGGAAGAUAGUGGUAUAUCCUUCUGAACUAGACACGAUUGUUCUCGCUGUCAAGUCAUUAAUUACUGUUGCUAUACGAUUCUGGAAUUUUGCCACACUGCCACCCAAGACAUGAAGAAAUAAAGAAUGCAGUUAUA